AUGGAUUCCGUCAAAACGCUAAGGGGUUACGGGAAGGUCGCCGUCGCCGUCGCCGAUGAGAGGGCGCUCCCGGAGAGAAACCGGCAGCGCCGCCUCGCCAUCGCCGGUCUCUCGACUGUCCUUCUUCUGCUUCUCGUGGCGGUGGUGUUGGUCGUCGUCGGCGUCAGCGGCGCAGGGCGCGGGAAUCGCUACUCCUCCGCCGGUGGAGGAGUAGGUUCGCCGGCAGGGACGGGAUCUGUCAAGGCCGUGUGCAGCGUGGUGAGGAAGGAGCUGGAGUCCUCCUGCUACUCGAGCCUCUCCGCCGUCGGCGCGAAUUCCACCUCCGAUCCGGAGGAGAUCUUCAAGCUCUCGCUGCGCGUCGCCAUGGACGAGAUCUCGCGGAUCGCCACCGUGCCAGACGCCAUUUCGAAGGGCGUCACCGACCAGAGAGCGGUGGAGGCGCUGAAAGUCUGCAAAGAGAUGCUGAGCAGCGCCGUCGAUCACCUGAACGCGUCUCUGGAGUCGCUGCGCCCGCCGCCGGUGGGGGGAGAGAAGACGCUCACCCCCUCGAAGAUCGACGAUCUCAAAACCUGGCUGAGCGCCGCCCUCACCGAUCAGGAGACCUGUCUCGACUCGUUCGACGGCGUUGGUGGAGACUUCGGGGAGCAGAUGGUGGCGGCGAUGCGUAACGCCAAGCAGUACACGAGCAACAGCCUCGCCAUCGCCGCCCACCUCAUCAGCAUCAUGGAGCAGCUCCAAAUUCCGAUCCACCGGAGGCUCCUGUCCACAACGGCUACAGCCGCCUUACAGCGGCGAUUCAGCCCCAGAGGAACCUCACCGUCCACGGCGGCGGCAUCGGCAAGUCGGGCCUGA
Molecule: messenger RNA, 852 nt
Organism: Spirodela intermedia
Lineage: Eukaryota; Viridiplantae; Streptophyta; Magnoliopsida; Alismatales; Araceae
Source: the annotation of a GenBank genome assembly